This is a messenger RNA of Spea bombifrons (plains spadefoot toad), 1173 nucleotides long. It is a transcript of the gene FUT7, whose product is annotated as fucosyltransferase 7. Lineage: Eukaryota; Metazoa; Chordata; Amphibia; Anura; Pelobatidae. Gene Ontology annotation, cellular component: membrane. The transcript has a single exon. Gene Ontology annotation, molecular function: alpha-(1->3)-fucosyltransferase activity. The coding region runs from base 142 to 1173 and encodes 343 amino acids. The record is from RefSeq and is a predicted model, not a curated record.
GGAGAUCGAGACAUCCGUGGAUAAGGAGAGGAAUGGCUGUAGAGAGAGAUCUUUACGGGUAGCGUUAUGCUAAACGCCUCCUAAUUACAUCUCUCGUGUUCCUAACUCUAGAACUCGUUCUACCUCAGGCUGGUGAGAAAAAUGAUUUCAGCAAAAAGACUGCGCUGGGGGUCGCUUGUCGGAAGCUUCUUCGCACUCACUGCUCUCGCCUUUAAUGUUAGGUUAGUCCUCGUCUCCUUCAAUGGCUCUGAGGAGGUCGUUGUCCCAACCAGUAACGUCACCAUCUUGAUAUGGCACUGGCCAUUCGAUCGGGCCUUGGACCUCACUGGAGAUGUUUGCUCGCGACUUUAUAAUAUUCACCGUUGUGAACUGACCGACGACCGCGGGAAGUACGGCCGAGCCGACGUGGUGGUUUUCCACCACAUGGAACUUGGUAGACGAGGUUCCGAGCUGCCCCCUAAGCCUAGACCGCCCGGACAGAAGUGGGUUUGGGCAAAUUUAGAAUCUCCAUCUAACGUCCGUGGGGUUGGGAAAUGGAACCAUAUUUUUAACUGGACUCUGACCUAUCGCGAGGACUCGGACAUCUUUAUGCCGUAUGGGAAGCUGCUUCCGAGGGCUUCUAUGAGCCCCAUCAACACCAACAAGACUGGCCUGGUGGCUUGGGUGGUCAGCCAUUACCAGAAGACACAGGAAAGAGUUCCAUUCGUCACAGAACUCUCGAACUACCUCAAAGUCGAUGUGUACGGACAAGCCAAUCAGAAUCCUUUAUGCCCGUCCUGCCUCGUCCCCACCGUGUCCCGGUACUUCUUUUAUUUGUCCUUGGAAAAUUCCGUCCACGAGGACUACAUCACGGAGAAGCUCUGGAAAAACGCGUUCCUGGCCGGGGCGGUCCCCGUCGUGCUGGGUCCUCCUCGGAAAAAUUACGAAAAAUUUGCACCCCCCGAUUCGUUCAUCCACGUCUCCGACUUCCCUUCACCCCGACAUCUGGCCGACUUCAUGCUGUCAGUGACCCCCCGGCGGUACCUCCAGUAUCUUCGCUGGCGGAAGGAAUUCGAAGUGAAAUUAUUCACCGACUGGAGGGAAAGAUUUUGUACGAUUUGCUCAAAAUACUCAAGUUUACCACAAAACAAAACGUAUGCUGAUUUGGGAGGCUGGUUUCACAAUGGUGAUUAA